Molecule: messenger RNA, 2414 nt
Organism: Dryobates pubescens (Downy woodpecker)
Lineage: Eukaryota; Metazoa; Chordata; Aves; Piciformes; Picidae
Gene: FBXL5
Product: F-box and leucine rich repeat protein 5
Exons: 11
Coding region: 78-2147 (689 amino acids)
Biological process (GO): intracellular iron ion homeostasis; SCF-dependent proteasomal ubiquitin-dependent protein catabolic process
Cellular component (GO): SCF ubiquitin ligase complex
Molecular function (GO): protein binding
Source: RefSeq, a predicted model, not a curated record
CCGGGCGCGCUCCGCGGCGCGCAUGCGCAGGAGGGCUGUUAGCUCCGCCGUUAGCGCCGGGGCUCUAUGGGGAGAACAUGGCUCCUUUCCCCGAGGAGGUGGAUGUUUUCUCGGCUCCGCACUGGCGGAUGAAGCAGCUCGUGGGGCUCUACUGCGACAAGCUUUCCAAGACCAACUUCUCCAACAACAAUGAUUUUCGGGCUCUUCUUCAGUCUCUUUAUGCCACCUUCAAGGAAUUUAAAAUGCAUGAGCAGAUUGAAAAUGAGUGUAUCAUUGGUUUGCUGCAGCAGCGUAGCCGGACGGUCUACAAUGUGCACUCGGACAAUAAGCUCUCGGAGAUGCUCAGCCUCUUUGAGAAGGGAUUGAAGAAUGUGAAGAAUGAAUAUGAACAGCUAAACUAUGCAAAACAGCUGAAGGAGAGAUUGGAAGCCUUUACCAGGGAUUUCCUUCCUCAUAUGAAAGAGGAAGAGGAGGUUUUCCAGCCAAUGUUGAUGGAAUACUUUACUUAUGAAGAAUUGAAAGAUAUUAAGAAGAAAGUAAUUGCACAGCACUGCUCACAGAAGGAAGCUGGAGAAUUCAGAGGUCUUAGUAAGUGGAAUCAAGCAGAAGAGCUUCAGAAGGUCUUUAAGUAUUCUGUGGAUGAGAAGACAGAUCAAGAAACCGAAGUAACAGGGCACACUACAAAUAUUACUAAUCUUCCUCCUGAAGUAAUGCUGACCAUUUUCAGUUACCUUAACCCCCAAGAGCUAUGUCAGUGUAGUCAAGUAAGCACUGAAUGGUCACAGCUGACUAAAACUGGAUCUCUCUGGAAACAUCUUUACCCUGUUCGCUGGGCCAGAGGUGAUUGGUAUAGUGGUCCUGCAGCAGAUCUUGAGACUGAACCUGAUGAGGAAUGGGUGAAAAAUAGAAAAGAUGAAAGUCGUGCUUUCCAAGAGUGGGAUGAGGAUGCGGACAUAGAUGAAUCAGAAGAAGCAGCUGAAGAUUCACUUGCCAUUACUAUAGCACAAAUGGAAAAACGUUUACUCCAUGGCUUAAUUCAUAAUGUCCUCCCGCAUGUAGGCUCCUCAGUCAAGACAUUAGUAUUGGCCUACAGUUCUGCAGCAUCAAGCAAAAUGGUUAGACAGAUCUUGGAGCUUUGCCCCAAUUUGGAAUACUUGGAUCUCACUCAAACUGAUAUUUCAGACUCUGCAUUUGAAAGUUGGUCUUCAGUUGGUUAUUGUCAAAAUCUACGCCACCUUGAUCUGUCUGGGUGUGAAAAAAUCACCGAUGUGGCCGUAGAGAGAAUUUCCAGAGCACUGGGGGUCAUAUCGACUCACCACACCAGAGGGCUUCUGAAAAGCUGCAGAAACAGGAAUGCCAAGACUUUGUGGAAAAACAAAGAGAUUACUCUGCAGUCCAACAAGAAGUAUAAUUGUUUGCAUGAAAUCAGCAAUGAAAGCCUCAUUGAGGGGGGAGAUGGUGAGCAGCAUUGGACUAAACCUGACGGCUCAGAAAACUUCAAUUCUGCUUAUGUGUGGAUGCUGGAUGCUGAUGAUUUAGCAGACAUUGAAGAUGCUGCAGAGUGGAGACACAGAAACGUUGAAGGAUUUUGUCUUAUGGAACCAACGUCCCAUGUUAGCUGUUCUGCAUCGUGCUACAGUAGAGACAUUUAUGGAUUAAGGACUGGAGGGUGGCAGCAGCGCUGUGCUUCUACUGACUUGAUUUACUGCGGUCACUCAUUUUGUUGUGCUGGGACGGCACUGAGAACUAUUCAAGCACUUCCAGAGUCCUCUGCACUGUGUCAGAAACCACCAAGGACUAAGCAGUCAGAGAAAAAAGACUUGACAUACUCUGGGAGUGAAAAUGCAGAUGAAGAGGCUGCACGAGUUCUCCAGUUUCUCAGUCUGUCUGGGUGUUACCAGGUCACAGACCGUGCUCUCAGGGCAUUGACUCUGGGAGGAGGACUGCCACAUUUGGAACACCUGAACCUCUCGGGUUGUCUCACUGUAACUGGUGCAGGCCUGCAGGAGUUAGUUUCUGCAUGCCCUUCUCUGAACGAUGAACACUUUUACUACUGUGACAACAUUAACGGUCCUCAUGCUGAAACCGCCAGUGGAUGCCAGAACUUGCAGUGUGGUUUUCGGGCCUGCUGCCGCUCUGGCGAGUGAGCGCUGACUCCUGCCCUUUCAGUUUACUUCAUUUAGCUGAGCAGGCUUCCUCUCAUGCACUUUACUUACAGUCUGCAUCUUGUGUUAACAGUCCUUGGAGUGAGAUUCGUUAUACUAGCCCGACCCUGCCCACAACCUCCAGCUCUUAAUUUUGAGUGUACUGUACAGUGUUGUAAGAACCUCACAACCUCUUUUGGUUUGAAGGGUGUUGGGUUUUCUUUUACUUAACUUGGGGAAGAUGGGAAAACAUUCAGAUUUUUUGUUUGU